AUGCCAGAUGAUGCUUUACUAAUAUGGAAGGAUAUGUGCAAAGUGUAUCCAAUACUAUCCAAGGUUGCCGUUAAAUAUCUAGUACCUUUUGCGACGUCUGUCCCCAGCGAAAGAUUAGUUUCUAAGACAGGAUUGACAUUAAACAAACAACGGAAUCGAUUAACAUCCAAGCAUUUAAAUCAACUGUUAUUUUUUAAGCGUAUUGAAUAA
This is a messenger RNA of Macrosiphum euphorbiae (potato aphid), 210 nucleotides long. The record is from the annotation of a GenBank genome assembly. NCBI's taxonomy places the organism in Eukaryota, Metazoa, Arthropoda, Insecta, Hemiptera, Aphididae.